AUGGCAUCCGAAACCAUCAAGAGCCCUUCAUCAAGCAGCGCCCCGAAGCAUCGGGCCUGUGACGAGUGCCGCACGCGAAAACUCGCCUGCUCCAAGGAGCCCGAUGGCUGUGCCAGGUGCAAACGAGAGGGCAUCCAGUGCCACUACUCACCCCAGAAGCCCAUGGGACGCCCUCGGAAACGUCGACACAUCGAGGAUGCGGAGUCGGAUGUCGUCGCUCAGCCUCCCCAGGCGGCCGCUGUCAAAGGAGAUGCGCUCGUCACGCCGCCGCAGUUUGCAGACUUCGAUACGCCAGCGGCGCUUUCGCUGAAUUCGGGCUUGGACUUCCUAGGCCCCCAAGCUACGCCAUCCGACUUGACAUUCCUCGACUUAUUGCCGACCAACUACGGUGACGAUGACGGCAACGGCCUGUAUGGCCACAACCCGUACGCGCAAUCGCAAGCCCCCGGCCAGGAUGUUCUGCCCCUCAAUGCUUCGGCGCUCCACAUGCAAUGCGCCGCAGGGGACCUGUUUCAGGGCAUCAGUUUCGAUGAGCCCGACCCCACAGACACGGCAGUGUCCAAGGACAUCAGUGAUUCCUUGCAGCGCUUCAUGGAAUCGCAGUGGCCGUCGCCUCCAGAGGAUACACCCCAAUCCUGCUCGAGUGACAUGUCGAGCGCGGUGGACUCCCCGGACCCCCUUCCCGACACACCGAUUCCUCCGAUCCGGGCGAUGCCGAGCACCACGUGCGGCUGUUUGUCUGCGCUGUACCUGGCGUUGGAGUCGCUCUCACACCUUCCUCCCGACGUCACUACGGCCAUGCGUGUGGCCAGAGGCGCGUGCAAAGUAGCGCAGGAAGUCAUCGACUGCAGAAUGUGCUCCAAUGCCUUCUUCGACGACCCUCUGAAGCCGCCACCGAUUCAGGCGUUUCAGAACCUCAUGUGUCUGGGUGCCCUCGUACCGUCGGCCUGCAACGCCUACGCUUCGAUCCUGGAGAUGGUGGACAACGAAACUGCGCUGGCCAAGAAGGAGAGCCGGACCAUUUACUUUUCAUUCAAGGAAGUCGGCGGACUUUGGGGCAAUGUCGUCAACGAGCACAGCGGUUGUUCAGCCAUUCAAGGCCUGAACAACAACCAUCUAGCGCCAGACGUGUGGCGAACGACCAUUCGCGCCAUCUUGAAGCUGGACAUCUACGGCGUGGGCGGAUCUCAGGGCGGCCCAUCGCACGCGCCAAGACGACAAAAGGGAUUGAAGGACGUGCUCGCGCAGCUAGACGAGACGUCAAGGAGGCGACACGAAAUCAUGGACGAAAUCGCCGCGUCCGGGCAGGCGCCGACCAACGCCCGGUACAUCAUGAGCCACAUGACACAACCGCCAUGUCCGCCAGAGCAGAGGAACUGCGUCAGGAUCCUAGACACGGCGAGGAUCGCCCUUGAGAACCUUGCCAUUACGUGA
Molecule: messenger RNA, 1434 nt
Organism: Purpureocillium takamizusanense
Lineage: Eukaryota; Fungi; Ascomycota; Sordariomycetes; Hypocreales; Ophiocordycipitaceae
Exons: 2
Coding region: 1-1434 (477 amino acids)
Biological process (GO): positive regulation of transcription from RNA polymerase II promoter by galactose
Cellular component (GO): nucleus
Molecular function (GO): RNA polymerase II cis-regulatory region sequence-specific DNA binding; zinc ion binding; DNA-binding transcription factor activity, RNA polymerase II-specific
Source: RefSeq, a predicted model, not a curated record